Molecule: messenger RNA, 2157 nt
Organism: Closterium sp. NIES-65
Lineage: Eukaryota; Viridiplantae; Streptophyta; Zygnematophyceae; Desmidiales; Closteriaceae
Source: the annotation of a GenBank genome assembly
AUGCGGGCGCUGGAGGAGCUAGCGGGGGCGGUGGAGGCGGCGGUGGAGGCGGCGGAGGGGGUGGGGGUGGCGGUGGGGGUGGUGGCGGGGGUGGAGGUGUCGGUGGCGGCAGUGGAGGCGGAGGCGGCGGUGGCGGAGGAGGUGGAGCUGGUCAGGGUGGCGCUGCGCAGAGGGUCGGCUCCGGUGGUGGUCAGCGCCAGCAGCAGUAGCAGCAGCGCACUCGUGACAUCCCCCCCCCCUCAGCAGCUCCGUGAGUGGUACACUGCACGCCAGCGGGGUGGGGGUACUGGUCCGUGCACCUACGUCCUACGCACCGGCGACUGCACGGGUGAGCAGUGCGGGGGUGCGCACUCCACCCAGCGCUGCUUUGGCCGCCUGACGGACGCUUGGCGUCACCAGUUCCAGGAGGCCACUGAGAUCCCCCGCUGGGGCGAGCUGUCUAGGGCGGGAGUAGCUGUCUUUGACCUUGACUUUGAUGCUAUUCUUGCUGCAAUGUAUGAUGUGAGUAUUAGUGAUGAGGGUGACUGUUACCAGUGUUUUCCGCCCGACCCGGGCAUGGAGACUGCUGCUCUAGGUACUGGUGAGGCUGUUGCUCUAGGUGCUAGCGAGGCUGCUGCUCUAGGUGCUCGUGCGUCUGCUCCCUCAGGUGCUGGUGAGUCUGCUCUCUCAGGUACUGCGUCGGCUUCGGCCUCCCACACCUUCACCCUUGACUCGGGGGCUUCUCGCUUCUUCUUUCGAGACCGCACCACACUCACGCCGCUUGGCCGGCCAGUUGCAGUCUCUCUGGCAGACCCCUCUGGGGGUCCUGUCCUUGCUCACUUCUCCACUGUCCUCUCGUGUCUAGCGGCCCCCUCUGGCACCCUGUCUGGUCUUUACCUCCCCUCGUUCUCUACGAACUUGGUGAGUGGUGCUGACCUACAGGAUGCGGGAGUUCACCAGUUCACUCCUGCGAGGGCUGCAGCGGGCUGCCCCUCACUCCUUCAGUUUCCUCCGACAGAGGCCCCGCUGCAGACGCUUCACAUGGACGUGUGGGGCCCGGCCCGCGUUCGUGGACAGGGUCAGGAGCGCUACUUCCUGCUGGUGGUUGACGACUACUCGCGUUACACCACAGUCUUCCCCUUGCGCAGCAAGGGUGAUGUCACUGAGGUGUUGAUCCACUGGAUCCGCGCAGCUACUCUGCAGCUCAGGCAGAGCUUCGGCUCGGACUUUCCUGUUCUGCGUCUGCACUCUGACAGAGGCGGAGAGUUCUCCUCUGGCCUUCUGCAAGCCUACUGUCGUGCACGAGGCAUCCGCCAGACCUUCACGCUUCCGGACUCUCCACAGCAAAAUGGGAUUGCUGAGCGCCGCAUUGGCAUGGUCAUGGACGUCGCCCGUACAUCCAUGAUGCAUGCGGCUGCCCCCCAUUUUCUGUGGCCGUUUGCGGUUCGGUACGCUGCGCAUCAGAUCAACCUUCACCCCAGGGUCUCCAUGCCGGAGACCUCCCCAGCUUUGCUGUGGACGGAGAAGGUUGGCGAUGCGUCUGCGUUUCGUGUCUGGGGAUCUCGGGCGUUUGUCCGCGACUUGUCUGCAGACAAGCUGUCCCCUCGUGCUGCUCCUUGCGUCUUCCUUGGCUCCCCCCCUGACGCGCCACGGUGGCAGUUCUACCACCCCACCUCUCGCCGUGUUCUGUCCUCCCAGGACGUCACGUUUGACGAGUCGGUCCCCUACUACCGCCUCUUCUCCUACCGCACUCCGUCCCUCCCCCCGCCACCGCUCUUCCUUGUGCCAGGUCCCCCCCCGGUAGACCCCCUCCCCCCUCAGGGUCCUGCCCCUUCAGGUGUGUCCCAGGUAGACGCAGUCGAGCCUGUCGAGGUUACUGGUGACUCUAGUGCUGCUGAGGGUGCUGAGCCUGGGGGUGCUGACUCUGGGGGUGCUGAGCGUGUGGGUGCUACGCCUAGGGGUGCUGAGCCUGAGGGUGCUACUACUGGGGGUGCUAAGCCUGGGGGUGCUACCACUUGGGGUGCUGAGCCUGGGGGUGCUAAGCCUGGGGGUGUUACACCUGGGGGUGCUGAGCCUGGGGGUGCGGAGCCUGGAGGUGCUGAGCCUGGGGGUGCGGAGCCUGAGGGAGCUGGGCCUGCUCGUGUGGCGUCCGGCGGUGCUGGGCCUGGAGCGUCGUGA